Messenger RNA from Aspergillus pseudotamarii, 462 nucleotides. RefSeq lists its product as uncharacterized. The record is from RefSeq and is a predicted model, not a curated record. Bases 1 to 462 code for a protein of 153 amino acids. The transcript is spliced from 2 exons. NCBI's taxonomy places the organism in Eukaryota, Fungi, Ascomycota, Eurotiomycetes, Eurotiales, Aspergillaceae.
AUGAGCUACAAUCCAGCGAAUAAUGAAAUUGGUGUUGUUGUCACCGACUUCGAUCAUGUUGGAUUACAAAAGGACAUCAAUGAAUCAAUCAAGAUAGCCCUUGAGGAAGAAAUUGAGCUUGUCACAUGCAGAUCUCUCACAUCUGACAAGUUUUCGGAUGCUGAGAACCUGUAUGGUAAACGGAUCUAUGCUUUUAUGGUUGUGGAAGGUUGGCACAUUCGUUACAUGCCAUUCCUAUUCAUGGUCGGCGCGCUUUGCAGUAUCUGUGCGGUUGUAGUGGCAGCUGGUGUUAGCCAGGGCCUCGAGGCUGGCUUAACAGCUGGUAGUUAUGAGCUCGGCAUUGCGACCGUCUUCCUGGCGAUAAUGACUUUCCUUAAUGCUGUUCUCUGGCUUGCUUCAAUUGCAGGUGAACUUACAGCACCCAUUGGCAUAAUAUCCAGGAAGGCCAUAGAUCGGCAAUAA